Kockovaella imperatae is the source of this 1198-nucleotide messenger RNA. RefSeq lists its product as hypothetical. The record is from RefSeq and is a predicted model, not a curated record. The transcript is spliced from 2 exons. Lineage: Eukaryota; Fungi; Basidiomycota; Tremellomycetes; Tremellales; Cuniculitremaceae. The coding region runs from base 172 to 1113 and encodes 313 amino acids.
AAAGAUCCUGCAGGGUUCAUCGAUGAUCUGAAUAAGGAUCAUUCUAUCCGACACGUCGUUUUGACCACUUGCGAUUGGGAUCUGUACAAGAUCGGCCAAGACCUCAAGACUGCCUGGGAAGCUCGACCUGAAGAUGCCAAAUUCAACGUCGUCUGCACCAGGCAUUUUGACAUGGAUCACGUCUUGAGGGAGCUCUCGGACAUUUUCGUGACCGUCAACGUGUCCAUGAUUGGUCUGGGAAAACAUGUUUCUACAUAUCUGGAGCACAAUCGACAGGUUACUGUUUCUGCCAUGAAAGACAAGACUAAAAAAGAGGCUCUGGGCGGUAUCAAAAUUGACAGCUUCACCCCUUUCUUCCCUGCCGCACUUGGGACCAACGAGAAUGACGCUCUUUUCAAGCUCAGCGAACAACGGUCCAAAGAUGACGUGAAGCUGGAUAUCGCCGUGAUUCAAUGCUCUUUCUGGGAUGAUGUGCACAGGAACCUUUCGGGUAUAUUCGCCGAUCUGGAGAGACAUUUCGAAGCCGAUCCGACUGCCUGGGGAUACAGGCCCAUCACAGCAGAUGUCGACUAUUAUGAACCGAUUCCGGACCAUCCCUCACGAUUCCAGCUCUAUUUCCUGGGGGCGAGUAAACCUCCGUUUGAAUCGAAAUGGAAGGAAGUCGUGGGUGUUCGACAGAACCUCAAGUACUCCUUAUUCUAUGGAGCCCUGAACGCAGCAGACAUUGUCCUUCCAUCGUUCGGAACUGCGAGGUACGACAUCAGUCGAGCGAGCAGUACAAUGGGCGUAGCUGCCAGUGCGAGUGUGAGUCCUCAACUCGCUGGUUCCGCUCUCCAGGUGAAUUGCUCAAAAGCUGAUCAUCUUCCUUUUGGGCCACGACAGGCACCGUUGCUCGUUCCACAGAGCUAUAUCGACGCGUACGGGUACCUAUGUCCAGCAUUUGGAGUCCUUCGAAAAGACGGACUCUCUGAGAUUGAUUACGUCGCUGAAGUCAGACGUGGCGCUAUACCUUGGGAAUCCAGGCGAUCCCGAGAAGAGGCGUUAUCACGUUGUCAGGAGGAUUGGACAGCCAAGAACAUGUACGUGCUGUCCAGGCUUUUUGGGCUAUUAUAGACGGGGGGGGGGGGGGGGGUAAUGGGCGAAGAGGGAUAGAUCUAACUUUGGGGGGCAUUUUCAACUGGGCAAAAGUAUGAUUCAU